Molecule: messenger RNA, 2085 nt
Organism: Cannabis sativa
Lineage: Eukaryota; Viridiplantae; Streptophyta; Magnoliopsida; Rosales; Cannabaceae
Product: integrin-linked protein kinase 1
Exons: 11
Coding region: 263-1714 (483 amino acids)
Biological process (GO): protein phosphorylation
Molecular function (GO): protein kinase activity; ATP binding; protein binding
Source: RefSeq, a predicted model, not a curated record
AUAAUAAUAAUUUGAGAAGAAAGAAAGAAGAAAGGAGAAAGAGAGGUGUAGCUGUUUUAAAGGAGAGUAUUGGUUGGUUGGUUGUUUUUGUUUUUGGACAAAAUUAGUUCCAAAAUCCAAUCCCACAAUCGGCAUCGAGAGCUCUCUCUUCUCUUCUCAAGCUCUCGAUCCGAAUCAACCCAAAUUCCAACUCCAUUGUUUUGUUCUCAUGUGAUUCUUUCCAAUUAAUCAAACUCACAACAAAAAACAUUAUUACAAUUAUAUGGAAAACAUAGCUGCCCAAUUGAAGCGGGGUAUCUCUCGCCAAUUCUCCGCCGGCGCCGGAUCCCUCCGUCGCUCCUUCAGCAGACAAUUCACCCGCCAAUCAUCCCUCGACCCGCGCAAGACCAACCUCCGCUUCAGUUUCGGCAGGCAGUCCUCCCUAGACCCCAUUCGCCGGAGUCCAUCCGAUGACGAUAACAAGCUCUCCGUCCCGGAGAACCUCGAUUCCACCAUGCAGCUACUCUUCCUCGCCUGCCGUGGGGACACCAAGGGCGUCGAGGACUUGCUAGACGAAGGCACUGAUGUCAACAGCAUCGAUUUGGAUGGCCGCACCGCUCUCCACAUCGCUGCCUGCGAAGGCCACCCUGACGUCGUCAAGCUCUUGCUCAGCCGCAGAGCCAAUAUCGACGCUCGAGAUCGAUGGGGCAGCACCGCAGCUGCAGAUGCCAAAUAUUAUGGGAAUCAAGAAAUUUACAAUAUUUUGAGAGCUCGUGGAGCCAAAGUUCCGAAAACAAGGAAGACACCCAUGGCUGUUGCAAAUCCUCGGGAAGUUCCUGAAUACGAGCUUAAUCCGUUAGAGCUCCAGGUUCGGAAGAGUGAUGGAAUUACAAAGGGAACAUAUCAAGUGGCUAAAUGGAAUGGUACAAAGGUUGCUGUGAAGAUACUUGACAAGGAUACCUCGUCAGACCCUGAAAACAUAACUGCCUUCAAACAUGAGCUAACCUUGUUAGAAAAGGUCCGACAUCCUAAUGUUGUACAAUUUGUUGGCGCUGUGACCCAGAAUAUGCCCAUGAUGAUUGUUUUAGAAUAUCAUCCAAAAGGUAACUUGGGAAGCUAUCUUCAGAGGAAAGGAAGGCUCUCCCCAUCCAAAGCCUUACGCUUUGCUCUUGAUAUAGCUAGGGGAAUGAAUUAUCUUCAUGAAUGUAAACCAGACCCAAUUAUUCACUGUGAUCUAAAGCCAAAAAAUAUUUUGCUGGAUAAUGGAGGUCAGUUGAAGGUAUCUGGAUUUGGUUUGGUAAAAUUGUCGACAAUCUCACCUGAUAAGGCAAAACUGGCACAAGCUGGGUGUAAAAUUGAUCCAUCAAGUUUAUAUGUGGCACCAGAGGUUUACAAAGAUGAAAUAUUUGACAGAAGUGUUGAUGCAUAUUCUUUCGGUCUUAUUUUAUAUGAGAUGAUAGAGGGCAUACAGCCAUUCCAUCCCAAGUCUUCAGAAGAGGCAGCGAAAAUGAUGUGCUUAGAAAGAAAUAGACCACCAUUUAGAAACAAAUCAAAGAAUUAUCCUCCAGAUCUAAAAGAGUUGAUUGAGGAAUGUUGGGAUCCAGAGCCUGUUGUAAGGCCAACAUUUUCAGAGAUAAUUGUACGUUUGCAGAGGAUAGUUACAAAUUGCUCUAAGCAGGGAUGGUGGAAAGACACAUUUAAACUUCCUUGGUACGUAAAAUGGAAUCAUUAUUAGAAUAAAUAACAAUAUAUUCUAUGGUUUUGGUUUGCAAUUGUGUAAUGUGUUUAAUAAUCUGCAGGAAAUGAAAAGGGGACACACACACACACACACAACACACUCACUUGUGUCAGAGAUGAAGCUGCCACUGCUGCCGCUUCUUACAAGAAUAAAUAAAUAAAUAAUUAUUAAUGAAGGGGAGAGAGAGGAUGGGUUAGUAAGUCCAAGUCUUUUCUUUUUUUCUUUCUUUCUUUCUUUCUUUCUUCAAAAAUGUAUAAUUGUGUUGGAAUAGUUUUGUUGUAUACUAUGAAUAUUAUAUACGAUCAAAUCAAUUGUCUGUGUUUUCUAUAGAAUCAUAAUUUUAUUAUAUGAUAUAUAAAUUAUACUUA